Messenger RNA from Musa acuminata AAA Group (dessert banana), 1164 nucleotides. RefSeq lists its product as uncharacterized. NCBI's taxonomy places the organism in Eukaryota, Viridiplantae, Streptophyta, Magnoliopsida, Zingiberales, Musaceae. The coding region runs from base 1 to 1164 and encodes 387 amino acids. The record is from RefSeq and is a predicted model, not a curated record. The transcript has a single exon.
AUGUCUACGAUGAAGAAGACUGGUGUAAUCCAGCGCCUCGGCUUUGGAGGCGCCGUCGAAUUCGGAGGCGGGCGCCUCGUGAUCCGCCUGCCGGACCGCCGCCUACUCCGCCUCGUCGCCCGAUCAGUGCUCCUGGCCGCCGUCAUCUUGUCCUUACCCUGGCUACACGCCGACAUAUUCUUCCGCGGCGGCGACGUCGGCGGGAUUGCCGAACGCCAGGGAGCCAUCUACGGCGACGCUACCUUCCUCCCGAGUCUCCUCCACGAUAUGAGCCGCCGCGGCCUGCUUCGCCCCGGGGACAACGCUGUCUUCCUCAACGACCCGAUCGCAGGCGAUCGCAGCACCGCGGUGCCCGAUGGCUCCGCUGACUUCGUCUUCUCCGCCUCCGCCGGCGAUUUCGAACACAUCGACCGGAUCCUCAAGAUCGGCGGCGUCGCUGCCGUGCGAUGGAGCCGAAAUCCAUCGGAAACCUUUACCCCGCCGGCGAACUACCGCACGGCCUACGUCGGACGAGUCGGCUCCGUUACCGUGUUGGCGAUGAGGAAGUCCUUCGCGAACGGCCGAGGGCUGAGGCUGCGGCGGCUGCUGUCGAUGCCGGUGGCGAAGAAGGAAGCCCUGAGCGGGCUGGAAGGCGCCCUGCUGGAGCCACCGGAACCCGGGCGACGGGGCUGGCAGCGGAGGGCCAGGUACCUGCCGGAGCUGACGAGGGACGAGCUGGACGGGUACCCACGGCGGGUGUUCGUGGAGGUCGCAGGGGCGGGAGAGGCGGGCAGCGGAGCGGCGUGGUUCGAGCAGAACUACCCGCGAAAGGGCCGGGCCUUCGACGUCAUCCGGGUGGAGGUUAUGGAGAAAGAAAAUAAGGAUACAGACGAGGCGGAGAAGGGGGCGUCGCCGUCGCUGGCGGAGUGGCUGGAGAGGAACGUGAAGGAGGAGGAGUACGUGGUAGUGAAGGCGGAGGCAUCGGCGGUGGAGGAGGCGGUGGCGGAGGGCGCGAUCGGUCUCGUCGAUGAACUCUUCCUGGAGUGCGACCACCAAUUGUGGGAGGACGACGACGCGAAGAAGGGGGAGACGCGGGGCGGGCGGCGGGCCUAUUGGGAGUGCCUUGCGCUUUACGGGAAGCUGAGGGACGCGGGCGUGGCGGUUCACCAGUGGUGGAGCUUCUAA